Aspergillus homomorphus CBS 101889 is the source of this 596-nucleotide messenger RNA. RefSeq names its product putative mismatched base pair and cruciform DNA recognition protein. The record is from RefSeq and is a predicted model, not a curated record. Bases 66 to 596 code for a protein of 176 amino acids. The transcript is spliced from 2 exons. Lineage: Eukaryota; Fungi; Ascomycota; Eurotiomycetes; Eurotiales; Aspergillaceae.
CGCAAACCACAACUACAAUCACACAACCUUAUACCCAAACUUCUACCAAACAAACACCACUCACAAUGUCUAACACCGAGAACUCCUCCACCCUCAAGUCCUACCUCGACCAGGGCAUGGGCAUGGCCCAGCGCGCCGUCGGCUCCCUGACCGGUGACGCCUCCACCAAGAGCCAAGGCCACCAAACCGAACAGACCGGCAAAGCCGAAAACGAAGCAAGCCACACAGCAGCCAAGCUGGGCCCGGUGACGGCCGACCCCGCGACCGGCGCGACGGCCGCCGACCACCCCAAGCGCACGGACGGCAGCUGGGACCAGACACUGGGCGCGGCCAAGGAGUCGCUGGGCAACCUGGUGGGCAACGAGUCGCUGCGGCGCGCGGGCCAGGAGCAGAACGCGGCCGGCAAGCAGCAGGAGGCCGAGGGCCAGCUGCAGGACUGGGGCCAGGGCGUCAAGGGCCGCGUCGAGGGCGGCGUCGGCAAGGUCGCUGCUGCUGCGACGGGGGAUGAGAGCAAGGAGGCCGCGUGGCGCGACGUGCAUGAUGAGGGGAAGGCGAGGCAGCGCGGGGCCGAGGUUGAUAUCCAGCGGAAGGCUUAG